UUUCAUGCUGUCACUUUAUUGAGUCGAGCAGAAAAAGGAGGAGCCGUGGUGUUCAUUUUUUCACUCCGCCCUUCCCUCUUACCAGCCUUCUUACUUUCUUCCAUUUCAUUAAACACAGAAAAAGUUCACCAGAUCAAAAUCAUGUACAGGUAUCUGGGGGAGCUCGUCGGUCGCGCAGCCGCCAGCGGCGCUCUGGCCUCGGGAUGCGUCGACUCGGCUCUUCCCGCUUCCGCAUCUCUUCUGCGGGUCCGCCGCUACAGCGAGGCCGUGGUGGGAAAGGAUGACGAUCCAAACUUUUUCAGCAUGGUUGAAGGUUUCUUCGACCGCGGAGCCUCGAUCGUGGAGGACAAGCUGGUGCACGACCUGAAGACGAGAGAAACACCCGAGCAGAAGAGACACAGGGUCCGGGGAAUCCUCAAGAUCAUAAAGCCGUGCAACCACGUCCUGUCCGUGUCGUUCCCCAUCAAGAGAGAUAACGGGGAGUGGGAGAUGAUCGAGGGGUACAGAGCUCAACACAGCCAGCACAGGACACCUUGUAAAGGAGGUAUACGUUACAGCACUGAGGUGUCAGUUGAUGAGGUGAAAGCUCUCGCCUCACUAAUGACAUACAAAUGUGCAGUUGUAGAUGUGCCUUUUGGAGGAGCUAAAGCUGGUGUAAAAAUCAACCCAAGGAAUUACUCUGACAAUGAACUGGAGAAGAUCACAAGAAGGUUUACCAUUGAGCUGGCUAAAAAGGGCUUUAUUGGGCCUGGCAUUGAUGUCCCAGCCCCUGACAUGAGUACAGGAGAAAGGGAAAUGUCCUGGAUUGCCGACACUUAUGCCAACACUAUGGGUCAUAAUGAUAUCAACGCUUAUGCCUGUGUCACUGGUAAGCCCAUCAGUCAGGGUGGCAUCCAUGGGCGCAUAUCUGCCACUGGUCGUGGUGUCUUCCAUGGCAUUGAGAACUUUGUCAAUGAGGCUUCUUACAUGAGCCAGCUGAACAUGAAUCCUGGCUUUGCAGACAAGACGUUUGUCAUUCAGGGUUUCGGUAAUGUGGGCCUGCACUCGAUGCGUUAUCUGCACCGCUUCGGAGCGAAGUGUGUGGGUAUAGGAGAGGUGGACGGAAGCAUCUGGAACCCAAACGGAAUCGAUCCCAAGGAGCUGGAGGACUACAAACUGGCCAACGGCACUAUCGUCGGCUUCCCCAGGGCCACCCCCUAUGAAGGCAGCAUCUUGGAAGCUGAUUGUGAUAUCCUGAUUCCUGCUGCAAGUGAAAAGCAGCUUACAAAGAAAAAUGCCCACAAUAUCAAGGCUAAGAUCAUUGCUGAGGGAGCCAAUGGCCCCACUACACCUGAAGCAGACAAGAUAUUCCUAGACAGGAACAUCAUGGUGAUUCCUGAUAUGUACCUGAAUGCUGGAGGUGUGACCGUCUCCUACUUCGAGUGGCUGAAGAAUCUUAAUCACGUCAGUUAUGGCAGAUUGACCUUCAAAUAUGAAAGAGACUCAAACUAUCACCUCCUUAUGUCUGUCCAGGAGAGUCUGGAAAGGAAGUUUGGAAAGCACGGUGGAGCCAUUCCUGUCGUGGCCACCUCUGAAUUUCAAGACAGGAUUUCUGGUGCUUCUGAGAAGGACAUUGUGCAUUCUGGAUUGGCGUACACAAUGGAGCGAUCUGCCAGACAAAUCAUGCGCACAGCCAACAAGUAUAACCUCGGGCUGGACCUCAGAACAGCAGCCUAUGUCAACGCCAUUGAAAAAGUCUUCAAAGUGUACCACGAAGCAGGCCUUACCUUCACAUAGAUGCCUUCUUUGAGGAUCUUUUCUUUCUGUACAUCUGGGUCUGAUGUUUUGCGCAGACCCGAGAUGUAUCAUUAACCUCUUUGCUCCCCACGUUUACAUUUUAUACACCCAUAAAAAUAUAAUCUUAUAAUUUAUGCAUGUGUUUACAAACAUGCAUAUUUCAAAGCCUCCUAUCUCAUCUAGUGCUUUUUUCCAAAUAUGCAUGACUGUUACAAAAAAUUAAAACCAAAGUCCCUUUAAUGCACAUAUUAUUCUCUUUGCACAGCAGGAAUGUUUAUCAAUACAGGCCAAAAGUAUAUUAUUUUUGCUAGGGUUUCCUUAGGGUCUGGUAUUAAUGAAGCUUCACAUAGAGGACCAUUAAAGCUUAAAGUCACAAUAACAUCCUUAAUGAAAUGGGAUGUGGCUGUAGUUUCUAAUACCUACAUAGUUUGUCGUUUCUUUCCUUUUUGAAAUGAAUGUGUUCGAUGGGGAAGGUGAUGCAAGAUGAACCUCAGGCUUUUUGUAUCCAUGACCAAAAAAAUUGCACAAGGUUUUCUAGUUUUGCGGCACUUUGAAACGGUUUUUCAUGGCGACGUUUCAUGAGAAGCAUUUUUUAAGUUGUGGCCUGGACCUUAUUGAUAAACAAUUGCAUUUCUUUAUAUGCAAAUGUAAGGGCUUAUUUUUGGGAACAAAUCUUUAUUUUCAUUAUAAUGGCGUUUAAUAUGAAACUUUUUGAAUUCCACAGAAGAACAAUAUAGUUUGUAUGAGCUAUUAUUGUUUAAUCAAAUAAAAUGUUAAUGAAAAUA
This is a messenger RNA of Triplophysa dalaica, 2561 nucleotides long. It is a transcript of the gene glud1a, whose product is annotated as glutamate dehydrogenase 1a. Lineage: Eukaryota; Metazoa; Chordata; Actinopteri; Cypriniformes; Nemacheilidae. Gene Ontology annotation, biological process: L-glutamate catabolic process. Gene Ontology annotation, cellular component: mitochondrion. The record is from RefSeq and is a predicted model, not a curated record. Gene Ontology annotation, molecular function: L-glutamate dehydrogenase (NAD+) activity.